This is a messenger RNA of Chiloscyllium plagiosum (whitespotted bambooshark), 1071 nucleotides long. NCBI's taxonomy places the organism in Eukaryota, Metazoa, Chordata, Chondrichthyes, Orectolobiformes, Hemiscylliidae. The record is from RefSeq and is a predicted model, not a curated record.
AUGCGGUUCAAAACCAACUAUGGAAUAAGAAAGAUAAAGCCAAUCAUUGCACUGAAUGGAAGUGUCAGCUCAGGUUCAGCGGUGAGCAACUUUUCACAAGCUGUGAAUCUGCUGCUGGAGGUGACAGAGGAGGUGAUCCCAGUCUCAGGCUCUGUGAAUGCAGUCAAUGCCCUGGGGCUCGUCGUUUUCUCUAUGAGCUUUGGUCUUGUGAUUGGAAACAUGAAAGAAGAUGGAGUGAUCCUCCGUGAUUUCUUCGAUUGUCUGAAUGAAGCCAUUAUGCAAUUGGUGUCUGUUAUCAUGUGGUAUGCUCCAAUCGGUAUACUGUUUCUUAUUGCGGGCAAAAUUGUGGAGAUGGAGGAUAUGACUGUGGUGGGAGGACAGCUGGGAAUGUAUACAAUAACCGUCAUCGUGGGACUGCUCUUCCAUGCUCUUGUUGUUCUGCCUCUCCUCUACUUCUUCAUCACACACAAGAAUCCCUUUGCUUUCAUGGGUGGAUUGGUACAGGCUCUGGUUACUGCACUCGGCACCUCCUCCAGCUCAGCCACUUUACCUAUUACAUUUCGAUGCCUGGAGGACAAAAUUGGACUGGAUAAACGAAUUACCAGAUUUGUGCUGCCUGUGGGUGCCACAAUUAACAUGGAUGGCACUGCACUGUACGAAGCACUUGCUGCUAUCUUCAUUGCACAAGUUAACAACUUUGAACUCAACUUUGGACAAAUCAUCACCAUCAGUAUCACUGCCACAGCUGCUAGUAUUGGUGCUGCUGGCAUCCCACAGGCAGGCCUGGUUACCAUGGUGAUCGUACUGACAUCGGUUGGACUUCCAACAGACGACAUCACUCUGAUCAUUGCAGUGGAUUGGUUCCUAGAUCGACUGCGCACCACAACCAAUGUCCUAGGAGAUUCAUUGGGAGCUGGCAUUGUGGAGCACCUCUCACGUCAUGAGCUUCAGAAAAUGGAUGCUGAGGGUUGCAACUCUGUCAUCGAGGAAAAUGAAAUGAAGAAACCCUACCAACUUAUCUGCCAGGACAAUGACAACGAGAAGCCCAUAGACAGUGAGACCAAGAUGUAG